Messenger RNA from Scylla paramamosain (green mud crab), 6139 nucleotides. It is a transcript of the gene psidin, whose product is annotated as N-alpha-acetyltransferase 25, NatB auxiliary subunit-like. Gene Ontology annotation, biological process: N-terminal peptidyl-methionine acetylation. The record is from RefSeq and is a predicted model, not a curated record. Lineage: Eukaryota; Metazoa; Arthropoda; Malacostraca; Decapoda; Portunidae. Gene Ontology annotation, molecular function: protein binding. The transcript is spliced from 25 exons. Bases 71 to 3967 code for a protein of 1298 amino acids. Gene Ontology annotation, cellular component: NatB complex; cytoplasm.
UAAACUGAACCAGAGCAAUAAAACCAAAUAAUACUGAAAAAAUUAUCUGAACUCUUCGCAGUAAACAAACAUGGCCGGCCGGACGCAUGCUGAGGACUGCGUUAUAGAGCGAAGGUUACGGCCGAUUUAUGAAUGGCUAGACUCCGGGGUAAACAAGAAGGCAGUUCAAGAGGCAGACAAGGUGUUAAGAAAGCAGCCGAACCUUCACUGCGCACGGGUUUUGAAAGGCCUCGCUCUGUUGAGGAUGGGGAAAGAAGAGGAGUGUUUGGCCUUAGUGGGGCAGGUCGUUAAGGAAGGCCCCACUGAUGAGACGACCCUCCAGGCGCUAACGAUAUGCUACAGGGAGAUGCACCAGCCGGAACAGAUCUGCCGAGUGUAUGAGGUGGCAGUUAAGGGCGAGCCGGGGAACGAGGAGCUGCUGUCACACCUAUUCAUGUCCUAUGUACGGGUCGGGGACUACAAGAAUCAGCAGCAAACAGCCAUGAAACUCUAUAAACUGAGACCGAAGAAUCCAUAUUAUUUCUGGGCUGUUAUGAGUCAUGUUAUGCAGGCCCACAAGAGCGUUGACCCCAAAGGCAAGGAGGUCAGCCUACUGUUGGCGGAGCGAAUGGUGAACAACUUUGUGAAGAACGGCAAGAUUGAGGCAGAGGCUGAGGUCAUGACGUACCUGCACAUCCUGGAGACGCAGGGGAAGUACGAGGAAGCGCUGGCAGUGCUGGACGGUCCGCUGGCCUCCAAAGUCGUCCACCAGCCGGAGAACUUUUUGUCCCUCCACCGCGGCAAGUACCACAUGUGUUUGGGCCAGUGGGCGGCGGCGGCAGCUGUCUACCGCGACCUCAUCCAUAGAGAGCCGGACAACUGGCAGCAUUACGUCGAGUACAUCCGUUCAGUCAUUCACCUCACCACCACCACCACCACCACCACCGCCGCAGAGGACCCGUUGGUAGAGGCGUCCCAGUUCUUGUCGGGAGUUCGCCAGAGAGCCGUGGAAGAGAACAGCAAGGAUAGGGGCCCUCUUCUGGGUCUCCUUCAGCUUGCCAGGGCUCUGAGGGAGGCAGGGAAGGAAGACAAGAUACCUCAGAUGUGUGGUGACCCGGCCGACCUCCUGCUGACCUACAUUGAAGUUUAUGGAGACAAGAUGUGCUGUUUUGGUGACAUUGUAAACUUUCCUCCAUUGAUUGAUGAAGAGAGAGUGAGUGGCCUGCUAGAACGUGUCAGAAACUUGUACAGGGUCACCUCUGCCGGCGUACCUGUUGAUGUAGAGGCAGUUUACCGAGAUUUAUGCUGGCACCAGUUGCGCCGCGCUCUGGGCCAGCAGGAGGGACUGACAGCCGGCCAACACCAGUCCUUCGCUAACAGCCUCGUUAACCUGUACACCAACACUCAGAACCUGGCCGCCAAUAUGGCCGACACGGAUAUCAGGCCAGAAGAUGCCUACCUAAUUUUAGCAGCGCACAGUUACAUUAAGGCGAUUCAACUUACCUCACCCCCCUCCACUUCUCCCCCUCCCCCCGCCAAUCCAGGGGAGGGUGGGGCGGGGGUGGGGCUGGAGGGAUGCAGGAGGAGUCUGUCCACCCCCCCACGCUCAUCAUGCGACUGGCAGCCAUAUUGGAGAGGGGAAUUGAAAGGACGAAAGCGAAUUUUCAGAGCGACGGGGGCGGCCCAGGGUGUGUACGAACGAUGUGACACGAAGCAUAUUCAACUGGACACCCUCGGACAUGUGUUGGCGCUGCAGGCUUUGGACUCCGCCAGCUACACCUCUGCGGCGGCCAUCUUUUCUGCCACUCUUAAGUUCUUCAUGGCUAAUUAUAAGGAUACCUCCGACCCACUGAUUGCAUCUUACAAAUACGGGUCAUUAACAAGAAUCCCUGAGUUUGUGGAAUUCCGGGAGACCGCUCAGCAAUUCACUCUCCAUUUUGCAACAGUUACUGCCGAACAGAUGUUACUUGACCUAACCACCAAUGUGAGCAGCCACACACAGCUGGUAGAAGCAUUGCAACACAUGGACAUUUCUCCUGCCACAGACCGAACUGACUGGGGACACCUAACUGAUAACCGUGAUCUCAAGGUCAUGAACUCCUGGGAACCGCCGCAUAGGCGCCUGAAGGAGGAAGACAUAGCAGCCUCGGUAGCAGCAGACACAGCCCUCCUGCGACUGCGGAACCUGACGCUCCGCCUGCUUCCCCUACAAGGUCCAGACCCGCCUCGCCUUUACCUGUUCGUCACCGGGAGCUACCUGUCUCUCAUUACUCGUCACGCACAGGUGUUGCAGAGAGUCUACCGCUAUACCUUGGACCCUGCAGGCACAGACACCUGGAGCUCAGAGACGCUGAAGGAGACACGAGAGGAGACUGAGAAUAUUCUUGAUCGUCACCACCAGCACGUCACGGCCUUGCAAACGACCCCACUCCAGAUUGACCCCGGCAUCAACACCCCUGCCCUGGCCCGCCUACACCACCUCGCCCAAGCUGUGGGGGUGGCGGCCAUCUUGCUGGGAUGUUGUGUGGCGCUGCUUAGGCCUAUCAAACUCCAGGCUGCCAAACGAGGCAAGAAACGGAAGGAGGCUGUUGUUAUGAGGCUGGAAAAGGCGCUGGUGGCCAAACACAAACAGACGAACUCAGCGGCUGCCCAGGAGACGACCGCAAAGAUCUCCGCCUCCCUUGCCAGCUUAGGAGGACAGGAGAGGGCCGGCGGUGGCUGUCUGAAGGCCGAGGAGGGUCAGAAAGGCACCUUGAAGGCCACCACUGGCUCAGAAGUGCUGGAGAAAGCUGGCGGUGGCUGUCUGAAGGCCGAGGAGGGUCAGAAAGGCACCUUGAAGGCCACCACUGGUUCAGAAGUGCUGGAGAAAGCUGGCGGUGGCUGUCUGAAGGCCGAGGAGGGUCAGAAAGGCACCUUGAAGGCCACCACUGGUUUAGGAGAGCAGGAGAGGGCCGGCGGUGGCUGUCUGAAGUCCGAGGAAGGUCAGAAAGGCACCUCCAAGGCCACCACUGGCUCAGAAGUGCUGGAGAAAGAUCAAAUUCCUUGCCAGAAAACUCAGGACAGACAGCAUGCCACCACAAGGACUUCAACGCCUCUCCCAGGGAAAAAGGGGCCGGAGGACAGUCGAGCUCCUUACGGGAAGACUCAAGGGGAUCAGGGUGCUGAGAUAAGGGCCUCAGCUCCUCUCCCAGGGCUUGAGGGGCUGGAGAAAUCUGGAGGGAUGCAGGAGGGAUGCAGGCUGGAGGGAUGCAGGAGGAGUCUGUCCACCCCCACGCUCAUCAUGCGACUGGCAGCCAUAUUGGAAAGGGGAAUUGAAAGGACGAAAGCGAAUUUUCAACUGAAGCUUCUGUUAAUUAAAGUUUACAAUAUGUUGGGAGCGACGGGGGCGGCCCAGGGUGUGUACGAACGAUGUGACACGAAGCACAUUCAACUGGACACCCUCGGACAUGUGUUGGCGCUGCAGGCUUUGGACUCCGCCAGCUACACCACUGCGGCGGCCAUCUUUUCUGCCACUCUUAAGUUCUUCAUGGCUAAUUAUAAGGAUACAUCCGACCCACUGAUUGCAUCUUACAAAUACGGGUCAUUAACAAGAAUCCCUGAGUUUGUGGAAUUCCGGGAGACGCUCAGCAAUUCACUCCAUUUUGCAACAGUUACUGCCGAACAGAUGUUACUUGACCUAACCACCAAUGUGAGCAGCCACACACAGCUGGUAGAAGCAUUGCAACACAUGGACAUUUCUCCUGCCACAGACCGAACCGACUGGGGACACCUAACUGAUAACCGUGAUCUCAAGGUCAUGAACUCCUGGGAACCGCCGCAUAGGCGCCUGAAGGAGGAAGACAUAGCAGCCUCAGUAGCAGCAGACACAGCCCUCCUGCGACUGCGGAACCUGACGCUCCGCCUGGUGGGGGCCGCCUGCACCCUCUGCCCCCCGCCCCCCCCAACAACAGUGUGGCAGCUGCUAACAAGGAGAAUAGUGAGUGCGUGAAUGGUGAGGGUGGUGGUGGCGGUGGUGACAGUGACAUCUUUAACAAGCUAACUGCCAAAUUACAAGAGGAGUACCAGUCAGUUUAUACUACCUAUGCAAACACCAAGCCCCUCCAGCUUCCCCUACAAGGUCCAGACCCGCCCCGCCUUUACCUGUUCGUCACCGGGAGCUACCUGUCUCUCAUCACUCGUCACGCACAGGUGUUGCAGAGAGUCUACCGCUAUACCUUGGACCCUGCAGGCACAGACACCUGGAGCUCAGAGACGCUGAAGGAGACACGAGAGGAGACUGAAAAUAUUCUUGAUCGUCACCACCAGCACGUCACGGCCUUGCAAACGACCCCACUCCAGAUUGACCCCGGCAUCAACACCCCUGCCCUGGCCCGCCUACACCACCUCGCCCAAGCUGUGGGGGUGGCGGCCAUCUUGCUGGGCUGCUGUGUGGCGCUGCUUAGGCCUAUCAAACUCCAGGCUGCCAAACGAGGCAAGAAACGGAAGGAGGCUGUUGUUAUGCCUGAGGUGAUCCCGCAGCUCUCGAGUUACCUAUCCUCGUUUACCAGUCACCUGCAGAGGCUGGAAAAGGCGCUGGUGGCCAAACACAAACAGACGAACUCAGCCGCUGCCCAGGAGACGACCGCAAAGAUCUCCGCCUCCCUUGCCAGCUUAGGAGGACAGGAGAGGGCCGGCGGUGGCUGUCUGAAGGCCGAGGAGGGUCAGAAAGGCACCUUGAAGGCCACCACUGGCUCAGAAGUGCUGGAGAAAGCUGGCGGUGGCUGUCUGAAGGCCGAGGAGGGUCAGAAAGGCACCUUGAAGGCCACCACUGGUUUAGGAGGACAGGAGAGGGCCGGCGGUGGCUGUCUGAAGGCCGAGGAAGGUCAGAAAGGCACCUCUAAGGCCGCCACUGGCUCAGAAGUGCUGGAGGAAGAUCAAAUUCCUUGCCAGAAAACUCAGGACAGACAGCAUGCCACCACAAGGACUUCAACGCCUCUCCCAGGGAAAAAGGGGCCGGAGGACAGUCGAGCUCCUUACGGGAAGACUCAAGGGGAUCAGGGUGCUGAGAUAAGGGCCUCAGCUCCUCUCCCAGGGCUUGAGGGGCUGGAGAAAGUUUGUGGGAAAGUACAGGACAGCUUGGCAAGGAGUUUAGGUAGGCUUAGUUCAUCAAUUGAAUGUAAAGUUAGUUAUUUAAGCUCUUUAAAGCUGUAAAGGUGUGUGUGUGUGUGUGUGUGUGUGUGUGUGUGUGUGUGUGUGUGUGUGUGUGUGUGUGUGUGUGUGUGUGUGUGUGGCUAUCAUAUUUGCCACUGCUGCUGCUGCUACUGCUGCUACUACUACUACUACUACUACUACUACUACUACUACUACUACUACUACUACUACUACUACUACUACUACUACUACUACUACUACUGCUGCUGAUGCUGCUGUUGUUCUACUACUACUACUUCUACUGCUAACUAUUCUCUCUCUCUCUCUCUCUCUCUCUCUCUCUCUCUCUCUCUCUCUCUCUCUCUCUCUCUCUCUCUCUCUCUCUCUCUCUCUCUCUCUCAGCGUAGACAGAAGAAUGUUUCCAGAUUUUGCUAGGAGGAGGAGGAGGAGGAGGAGGAGGAAGAGGAAGAAGAGGAGGAGGAGGAGGAGGAGAUGUUUCUUUAGAUGAGGUGUUUGUUUGUUUGUUUGUUUGUUUGUUUGUUUGUUUGUUUGUAGUGUGUUCAUUUGUUUUGCUUAUUUUUUUUAUUUUUAUUAUUAUUAUUAUUAUUAUUAUUAUUAUUAUUAUUAUUAUUAUUAGAAAGGUGAUAUUGAAGUGUGUGUGUGUGUGUGUGUGUGUGUGUGUGUGUGUGUGUGUGUGUGUGUGUGUGUGUGUGUGUGUGUGUGUGUGUGUGCGAACAUGACAAACUCAGCCAUCCAAGAUUUUUCCGAAAACCAGAAUAAAAAAAAAAUGAAAAAGAUGAAAGAAAAUAAUAAUAAUAAUAAUAAUAAUAAUAAUGAUAAUAAUGAAAAAAAACGGAGAGUUCAUGUUUGUUCGUUCGUUUGUUUGUAUUUUAAACUUUUUUUUUAUUAAGAAUUUUGUGCCACGGAAAAAAAUAAGAUACUGAAAAAAAAUUAAUGGAAACUACUACUACUACUACCACUACUACUACUACUACUAUUCUUUGUACAGAAAUAAAGUUACAUUGGUUUA